Messenger RNA from Leptopilina boulardi, 5966 nucleotides. It is a transcript of the gene POSH, whose product is annotated as E3 ubiquitin-protein ligase SH3RF3. The record is from RefSeq and is a predicted model, not a curated record. Gene Ontology annotation, molecular function: protein binding; metal ion binding. The transcript has 13 exons. Lineage: Eukaryota; Metazoa; Arthropoda; Insecta; Hymenoptera; Figitidae. The coding region runs from base 536 to 3178 and encodes 880 amino acids.
UUCAAUGCUUGACGACUAUACUUUUAAAAAACCGGAAAUGGCGGAGAGUGAUUGAUUCCAAAAUUAUAUUUCGUGUUUUCUAUUCUUAAAAUUGUGUGUUAAAUUUAUAAGUGCAAUAAUGUGUUCAAUUCAUAUGAGAUUAAUAAUGAAAAGAACAUUUCAUCAAUUCUGCCAUUGUAAAAUUUUAGUUGAACAAAAGAACUUUUUAAAAAAUACUUAGGAAAUGGCACUGAUCGACAAUCAUCGCGUUGUCUACGACACGUUGAAUCAAGGCGUUUUCCCUUUGCAUCCAAUAAUACUCGUGAAUUUAAUUAGUUUAAUCAUAAAUUCUAAUAAAAAGGAAUUAUACUCAUUUUCAAAUAACUACUCAGCUGUUUGUGAAUAUCAAGUUAAACGAGAGAGAAAGGAAAGGAAAAAACAGAUAAAUAAACUACAAAGAAAGUAAGAGGGAGUGAGAGAGAGAGAAAGAGAGGCAAGGUUUGCAGCUGACGAGGGAAUAUCGAUAAAAACAAAAAAAAAAAAAAGUCAAGGCACAAUGGAUGAAUGUAUGCUGAAUGACCUUUUGGAGUGUUCAGUUUGUUUAGAACGUUUAGAUACUUCAAGUAAAGUGUUACCAUGUCAGCAUACAUUUUGUAAAAAAUGUUUAGAAGAAAUAGUCAGUACACAUCGUGAAUUACGAUGUCCAGAAUGUCGUGUUCUUGUUGAUGCUAAAAUUGAUGAUUUACCACCAAAUGUUUUAUUAAUGAGAAUUUUGGAGGGUAUGCGAAAUGCAACUCCAAAAGGAAUUAAAACACCAUCAAAAAGUAAUAAUGGUCCCCAACGUCUUUUUGGCGGUCAUCAAGUCGCCCCUGCAUUAACAAUUAAUACCAAUCAACCAGUUGUUCUUGCUGUUGAUCCUUCACGACAUACUAAUGUUGCUGCAAAACAAGUUCAUCUUCAUAAUCAACCAUACGGGCGUGCCAUUUAUGAUUAUGUAUCAAAAGUUCCUGGUGACUUGAGUUUCAAAAAAGGAGAUAUUGUUGUUUUACGAAAGAAGAUUGAUAAUAACUGGUAUUUUGGUGAAUGUGGAACUAAUCAUGGAGUUUUUCCGCUUUCUUACAUUCAGGUAAUGACACCCUUACCACCACAUGUUCCACAAUGUAAGGCAUUGUAUGAUUUUCGAAUGUCCAAUGAUGAUGAAGAUGGAUGUCUCACAUUUAAUAAAGGGGAGGUUAUAAGUGUUAUUCGAAGAGUUGAUGAAAAUUGGGCAGAAGGAAAACUUUUAGAUCGCAUCGGCAUAUUUCCUUUGGCAUUCGUCGAACUAAAUAGCGUUGCUAGGGCUUUAAUGAAAUUAUCAACAAACGUUCAACCAGGACCAUCAAGAGUGGCACCGCCAACACCAACAAAUGAAGAAACAACUCCAUUAAUUCCAACUGAUCAUUCACGAAAUGUGCAAACGACAAGUCAACCAAGACCUCAAAUUACUCCGGCUGCGGCACUGCCAGUAUCAGAUUCAAGUUCAACGGUUUCAUCUGGUAGUUCAACAACAACCACGCCAAAUACUCCAAAUAGCUCAAGUACAUCGAGUAGUUCUAGCACUGCACCUAGUAGUCCAAGUAGUCCCGCGAUAUCGCCUCCAGCUGUUGGCAGUAGACAAAAUGUUAAACGGCACAGCUUCACUGCAAUGAAUACAGGCCAUCAUCCUCAUCCUCAUCAUAGACACAGUGCAGAAAUACUUAGUCCACCAAUUGAUUCAUCAAGUGGCAGCAAUAAUGGCGCAACUGGCGAUCUUACAUUUUCUCCAUCUCAAGGUGGAGGAGAUUUAAAUCUAAGACACAAACGUCGAGGAAGCAGUGAUUUAAUUCUCUCACAACCGUCAUCAAAUCUUCCUGCAAAUUCAAUAAACACAGCGAAUUUACCAGCUGCUUAUAUUGCAUUAUAUCCAUAUAAACCGCAAAAAGGAGAUGAGCUCGAAUUGAGAAAAGGUGCCGUUUACAUGGUAACUGAAAGAUGUCAGGAUGGUUGGUUCAAAGGCACUUCAAAUCGAACACAAAAAUGUGGCGUUUUUCCAGGAAAUUACGUAGCUCCCGCCAAAUGCCAGAGAACUGUUUGUCGAAGUUCACCGAGUGCAGUUCCACAACAAAGCUCGGUAACAAUGACUUCACAAUCAAAUAGUGAAGCAGCAAGACCAACUGUAACUUAUACAAAAAGCAAAAGUCCCGCUCCACAACCAUCUUACAAUAUACGAUCACUGCCUCCACCUGAAUUACCGCCGAGAGCUUUGAGUCCAAUGCCAACUGUCUCAUCUUCAUGGCAUGGACAACGACAAACACAAGGACAAAGUCCACCAAGACAAGGUGAACAAACAACAAUUACUCCAAUUGGAAGAAGUCACAGUGCUGUAAUGCCUGCUAAUGUUGCGUCUCCGGGUAAAUUACCACCUCCAAUAAUAGCUGGUGCUUCCGCUUCACUUCCAAAUACAACAAUUAAUAAUGAUUUAAAUAGAAGUCCAAAUAAUACAGCACAUGGUACAGCAGCUGUUGCAACUGCUAAUGCAACACCAGUAAAAUCUUCCGAAAAGAAGGAGAAAAAAGAAAAAGGCGUCUCACUAAUGCGUCGAUUAACAAAUAUAAAGAAAUCUAAGUCACCUCCACCCGCAACAUACUCAAUGGAUAAUCCCGUAUUCGAUGAUGGUAAUACCAGUCAAUCUUCAAUCAGUACAGUUCACGUUCGCUCGGGUUCUUGCCCAAGCCAAUUGCUACAGGUGGGACCCACGCAGGAUAUAAAUUCAACAAACAGCCAUCAUCGUAUGUGUCCAGGAACUGGACAUACAUCAACAUCUCAGAGAAUAAAACAUAAAGAACGACCAUCUUUGCCUGUGACAUCCCUUCAGAGAUCUAAUGAAGCUGGUGGUGUUGCUGUGAGUAGUUCACUUAGUAAUCAUCAUCGCAAAAGUAAUUCUUUGGAUGCUGGAAUGGGCAAACAGGUUAAACAACAAUCUGCAUCAAGAGAACGGGAACGUGUUUACAGAUUUCGAUGUAUUGUACCAUAUCCUCCGAACAGUGAAUUUGAAUUGGAACUAAAAGUGGGAGACAUUAUUUACGUUCAUAAAAAACGUGACGAUGGUUGGUAUAAAGGAACACAACAACGCACAGGUCGUACUGGACUUUUUCCUGCAAGUUUUGUCGAAGCUUUCUGAGACACAACACGUAGCAGUCUCGUUCUCGAGACUUGUAUAUAAAAUUUAAAUUCGCGCAAAUGUUUACGCAUCAAUGAUUUAAAGCAAAAAAAACACUAAAACCAAUUUUUUUUUCUCGAAUAGAAAUGAAAAAAAAGAGUUUCUCAGAAAGUAAACGAUAAUUGCUACGUAUGUGAUAUACUUCGAAUUCGGGGGAAUAUCGUUUGAAAUAAUAUUCAUAUAUAUAUACUGCCAUGAAUCAAGUAAAUUGUACUAUUACAAUUUUUAAUUUUGUGCAAUGAUCUGCAAUUUUAAUGUUUGUCAUAUUCUAUAUUGAGGGUCACAAACAUUUUUUUAAUUUUUUCGAAUUUGAUUGGCAUAAAUUAUAUUAAUUAUUAAAAGGAAAAGAUUUAUUAGUGAAAUGAAGGCUAGUUUUUUUUUUAUUUUUGUUUAAAAAAAAAAAAAACUUCGAAAUCGUUACUGUUAUUCUUGAAGUGUUUAAAUUUUGACACGAGUCAAAAAAAAAAAAUCUGAUAAAUAUUCUUAGGUAUAUAGGAAAUAAUAGCAAAGUCGUAUAAUCGCUUUGCAUCUGGUUAAAUUAUUGAAUGCUAAGCAAAUCAUGAUUUAGCCAGUUAGGUUUACAAUUUUAGGUAAUUUUUAAAAUAGAAUUUGUAAAUAGAAUGUUUAAGUCAAUUGGGAAGUUGAUUUGACUUUCUGAUUCUUUCCUUUUUUUUUUCUUUUUUCUUUUUCUUCUUUGUAAUGCCAAAGUUUUAAACUUGUAUAGUUUAACAUUAUUUCUUAUUUUGAGAUUUGUUCUAUUUCUUUCCUUGGGAAAUUGUGCACAAAAUCGUAAAGUGCCAUUUUUUUAAAAAAAAAGAGCUUUGAUUUAAUUUUUAAUCAGUAAAUGUAUAUAAAUUGCCACUUAAUUUGUUUGCAUUUAAAGCGCACAUUUUUUUUUUACACCGUUUUGUGUUCUUUUAAAUGCUAAACAUUUUUCUCACUCAAUAGAUUUUAAUUUUGCCGCUUUUUGAGAAUUAUUUUAUUAAUGUUUUUCAAUAUUUAUAUAACUAACGCCCAAUUAACGAGUGAAAAAUUAUUGUGCUUCCAGUAUUCUGGAUCUGAAGAAAUAAUUGUAUAGGUAAUUUUUUUUUUUUUAAUAAUUAGAAAAAAGUGUGUUUAAAAAAUGCUUGACAAAAAUUUUGCGGAGCAUUCUAUCUAAUAUGCGCAUUAUAUCUCACCAAUUUAUAAAAUCAAUUUCACAAGGAUAAAUUGUAAAUAUAGAUAGAUAUUUAAACAUAGUUAUAAACAUAUACAUAUUAUAUAUUUAUACACGAAAAAAAAAAAUUUACUUUGCCAGAAAACACACAAUUUUUUCUCAAAAAUUAUGUACUAAAUAUUAAAUUAAUGCACAAAUGGUAAAUUUUUAUCUCAAAAGUACCUAAAAUAUAUCUUCAAAUACAGGAAAAGAAACUUAACGAACCAGUUAAGAUACCGAUUGAUAGUUAAGAAUUAAUAGGAUUUCAAUAUAUUAAUAAGAAUAUAAGAAUAAUAAUUAUAAAAAUAAUAGUAAUAAUAAUUAUUAAAAUAAUUCAAUAGUAAGUGCGAAUAUUAAACAUUGAUAAAGCAUAAUGCAUAAUAUAGAUAAAUACUCUUUAAUCUUAAUGAACUUGACCAUGUUUUGUCGAAUUGAACGAGAAAAUAUUUUAAUUACCAAUAAAAGAUCUAUUUUGAAAGAUUUUAUUUAUUUUAAAAUUUAAAUUAAAUUUUUAAUUAAAAAAUUACAUAAACUUUUUUUUUGAAUGAUUUUAAUAUACUUAGCUGCAGACAUUUUAAAAUUCUUUUUCUUUUUUUAGAAAUGUUUUUACAGUGAUAACUCUUCAGAAUUUAAUGUGAAUUCUUCUAUUUAAAAAAAAAAACUAAUAUCCGUCCAUUUUUUAAAGCGAAUUUUUUGUUUAAAUUUUAAAUAAGAUUUAAAAUAUUUUCUCGUUAAUUAUACAUACAGUGAGUUAUAAAAACAAGUGUAAUGUGUGGUAUACAAAGAUAAAUUAAAUUUCAAAUAGUUAUUUAGAUUUAUAUUUUGUUUUUUUAAAUUGUAGAGUGACUAGACCAAUGAAUGAAUAUUAAUUUUAACGAAAGGACUGAAAGUGAACAAAUAUUCUUAAAAAUUGUAUUAUUUUUUUUUGUUUUUGAAUUGUUUUAUAGUUAAGAUUGAAAUGUCUAGAUGAAAUUUAAGACUUAUUUAGUAUUAUUAUUCAGUAUUUUAUAUAGUUGGCUCAGUAGAAUAAAAUGAAAUUAAAAAUUGUGCUGAGAAAUUGAAUUACAAAAUUCAUUCGUUGGACAGUCGUUUAAAUAUUUUGAAUUUUUUUUUUUUAUAUAUAUAUAUCGAAAGAAUAUAAACAUAGAAAUUUAUCAAUUCAUUUAAUUUUAGAGAAUCAUUUUUUUCUUGGCAUCUAUAUUGAGAUAUUUUAAUCUCUUGUGUAUUUAAUAAUAAUAAUAAUAAUAAUCACUGUAAAUAAUGUCGAAAAGAUCUAAGUGAGAGUACAAAACUGUCUAUCGACAUUUUGAAAAUAUUAAUUUUUUUCUAAUAUGUGUGUAUUUAAUUUCAAUUUAAAACUUGUCUAAUAUUUACAAUAUGAAAAAUCAAUUUCGCACAUAUCUUUGAUGUUCGCACUUAGAUCUCUUGCUUUUUAAUAUUUAUAGAGUGAAAGAGAAACAAAAAUAAAAUCAAUUAUAUCUAGUUGAAAAAUAAUUGCAAUUAAAUGAAUAAUUAGUAAUUCAUUUAAUAUUAAAGUGUUUAUUAAUUUUUUUU